GUGGGCGGAGGCUGCAUUCGGAAGGCUCCCACCCUCCCCGCCAGCCCUACCCUCGCUUGGCCGCCCUUCCUCGGGGAAGCGACAUGGAGGAGGAGGAGGAGGAGGUUCCGCGAAGGCGGCAGCUGCCGGACUCCAACGCCCGGUACCGGGACAGGAGCUUCUGGGACUCGCGGUACCAGGACGAAGGGGCGGCUCCGGCCGAAUGGUUCGGGGGCUUGGAGCGAUUUCGAGAGCAGCUGGAGGCGGAGCUGAGCCCUGGUGAUCGGAUCCUGGUGCUGGGCUGCGGGAACAGUGCUCUGAGCUACAACCUCUUCCAGCUGGGCUAUACAGACAUCACCAGCAUCGACUACUCACCCAUAUGCAUUGCAAGCGUGCGAGACCGCUAUGCCCAUUGCCCAGGCCUGCACUGGGCAGUGAUGGACGCCCAGGCCUUGACCUUUGUGGAUGGGAGCUUUGAUGUGGUGUUGGAGAAGGGCACUCUGGAUUCCAUGAUGGUGGAAGAAACAGAUCCAUGGAAUGUCUCCUCCGAGGCUAGGGUGCUUCUGGAUCAAGUGUUAACUGAGGUGAGCAGAGUCUUACGCCCUGGCGGCCGGUUCAUCUCCAUCACCUUUGCUCAGCCACACUUCCGCAAGCGCCACUACGCCCAGCCUGCCUACGGAUGGUCCGUCCAGUACGCCACGUACGGGAGCGGAUUCCACUACUUCAUCUACGUCAUGCGAAAGGGCGAGGAGCUGUCCCCUUCUGACUUGGCACUGGGGCAGAGCCUGCACCUGCCCCCCCGGACUCCGCCCCCUGUACGCUAUCUCCAGGACCCAGACAGUGAGAAUUUUCUCUCUGCCAUUGACCUAAUUCAUCAUGCAAAAGGCAGGACUGGAUGAAUCCCAAGCUGGAAUUAAGAUUGCCGGAAGAAAUACCAACAACCUCAGAUAUGCUGAGGACACAACCUUGAUGGCAGAAAGUGAGGAGGAAUUAAAGAACCUUUUAAUGAGGGUGAAAGAGGAGAGCGCAAAAUAUGGUCUGAAGCUCAACAUAAAAAAAAAACUAAGAUCAUGGCCACUGGUCCCAUCACCUCCUGGCAAAUAGAAGGGGAAGAAAUGGAGGCAGUGAGAGAUUUUACCUUCUUGGGCUCCAUGAUCACUGCAGAUGGUGACAGCAGUGACGAAAUUAAAAGACGCCUGCUUCUUGGGAGAAAAGCAAUGACAAACCUAGACAGCAUCUUAAAAAGCAGAGACAUCACCUUGCCGACAAAGGUCCGUAUAGUUAAAGCUAUGGUUUUCCCAGUAGUGAUGUAUGGAAGUGAGAGCUAGACCAUAAAGAAGAUUGAUCACCGAAGAAUUGAUGCUUUUGAAUUAUGGUGCUGGAGGAGACUCUUGAGAGUCCCAUGGACUGCAAGAAGAUCAAACCUAUCCAUUCUGAAGGAAAUCAACCCUGAGUGCUCACUGGGAGGACAGAUCCUGAAGAUGAGGCACCAAUACUUUGGCCACCUCAUGAAAAGAGAAGACUCCCUGGAAAAGACCCUGAUGUUGGGAAAGAUUGAGGGCACAAGGAGAAGGGGACGACAGAGGAUGAGAUGGUUGGACAGUGUUCUCGAAGCUACCAACAUGAGUUUGACCAAACUGCGGGAGGCAGUGCAAGACAGGAGUGCCUGGCGUGCUCUGGUCCAUAGGGUCACGAAGAGUUGGACACAACUAAACAACAACAAUGUGUGAUCUGUGUACACCUCUCAGUUCAGGGCAAUGUAUUCUGAAAUCAUGUCUCGGUACAGUUAAAUGUCUUACAAGCAUUAAAAGGCACUUUGUGUUUUGAUGACAUUUAUUGGGGGGGUGGGGUUUUUUAAACCAAAAACCUCCUGUUUCUAAUGUUUCUUAGUUCUUGGGUUUUUAACCAGCUAUUAUAAAUAUGAGGCAAUUCAGAUUUGAGAUAAUGGAAUUCACACCCCAAACCUGCCAAGGAUGAAUUGUUUGUGACCUUGUCCUGGUCACCAUCCCUCAGCCUUGCUUCCCAAUUUGUAAAAUGGGUAAAAACAACAACUAUGAAGACACUUUGAAGUUUAGAAGUGUUGUGUAACAGAUGAAGGCUUUCCAGGAAACUUAAUGUAGGCCUGCUUGGACAUUAGUAUCUAUGCUCAACUCUCAUUUGGUUGGAUAAAAUAUAAUGUGUAGUUAAUUGCAUUACAGAAUGAAGUGCUGUAAAAUCUCAUUCAUUCUGACCCUUUUUGUUUUACGUGGAAGCGUUUUACGUGCUGACUUCUUUGGGUCCUACUUGAGAGUAGGCUUGCACAGAAUUGCAUGGGGGAUAAAAUGGAACCCUGAGAAACCCCACACUGUGGGCUCCAUGGGGCUAAAGAGCCCUCCCCAAGUAUCACUCUGGAAACGUCCAUCUAAGCAGGACCAGAACCACUGCAAAUCAGUGCCACCCACCCUUUAACCCAGGCAGUCUCUCCAGAAGUAUACCAUUGUUGAUUGUAUCAAAAGCCGCUGAGAGGUUGAAAAGGAACAAACAAGGGGCACAUGUCCCCCAUCCCUCUCUCAGUUGAGGUCAUCAUACAAAAUGACCACAGCAGUUUCUGUGCCAAAACCAGGUCUAAACCCCAAUUAAAACGGAUCAAGAAAAUCCGUUUCUUCCAAGAGCACCUGGAUCUGGUCUGCGACCACUUGCUCGAGAGCCUUGCCCAAGAAGGGGAGAUUGGCAACUGGCUGGUAAUUACUUCCAUUUUCCAAAUCCAGAGAGAGUUUAUUGAGGAGUGGGUUUACUACUGCUUCCUUUGAGCAGGCAGGUUCUACCUCCAUUGCAAGGAGGCAUUAAUCACCUUCCCUGGCCCAGCCAGCUGCCCUUUCCCUGUUAGUUUUUAUCAGCCAAGGAGUUCAUAGUGCAAGUGGUCAGCCUGACCGAUCCAAGCACCUUGUCCACAUCCUCAAGCCUUACUAGCUAAAACUCAUCUAGCAGGAAAGAAAAGAAAAGGUAAAGGACCCCUGGACAGUUAAGUCCAGUCAAAGACAACUAUGGGGUUGCAGCACUCAUUCACUUUUCAGGUCUAGGGAGCCGGCGUUUGUCCGCAGACAGCUUUCCAGGUCAUGUGGCCAGCAUGACUAAACCGCUUCUGACGCAACAGAACACCGUGACAGAAACCAGAGCACAUGGAAACGCCAUUUACCUUCCCGCCAGAGCGGUACCUUAUUUAUCUACUUGUACUUGUAUGCUUUUGAACUGCUAGGUUUGCAGGAGUUGGGACAGAGCAAUGAGAGCUCACUCCAUUGCAGGGAUUUGAACUGCUGACCUUCUGAUUGGCAAGCCCAAGAGGCUCAGUGGUUUAGAUGACAGUGCCACCCGCACUUCACCUUUUUUUUUACAGGACUAAACAGUGUUGUGGACACCUUUCAUGAUUCAUCUGCUGCAGCAGUGGAGUCAAGCUCCCUUGAAAUGCUUUGCAAAUAAGUCACAGUGAGCUGCCAUCGGUUCUGUCACCACCUCUGAGCCAGACUGCAAAAGGCCUCACACUACCUGGGAAAACACUGUUGGGUGGCACAAAGUAGGAGGCAGCAAAGUAGGCCUUCUUUUCUGCCUUCACUGCCACGAGGUAGGCUCAAUGAUGAGCCCCCAACAAUGUUCGGUUGCAUUCACCCGACUCUUCCACUUGCGUUUGAGCCAUCUACCAGCUUGUUUCCUUGCCCUAAGCUCUCAAGUAUACCAGGGAGCCAAGCGGGCUCUGCAAAGCAGGAGAGGCGCUCAGGGGCGAUUGUGUCAACAGCCCAAGCCAUUGGGAUGUUCCAGAGGUCAGCCAGGGCUUCAACAGGGGCGCCAGUCCUAUCAGCUGGAAAAUCCCCCAGAGAGAGCCAUUUGGAAUCCCACUGGAUCCAUCAGUCGCCAAGGGCGGGCCUUCCUAAUAAGUCCCCUGCCUCUGUGGAGGGGGAAAGGUGCUGAUCUCAACAGGGAGUGAUUGGACCAUGACAAGGGACUGAUGUCAAUGUCCCCCCACUUUCAGAUCACCUUGCCCUGUUGAGAAAACCGUAUGUUGUUGGAGGCUACCAUUAUCCCUGACCAUUGGCCAUGCUGGCUGAGGACAAUGGGAGCCAGGCACCUGACAGGAUCUGGACAGCCAUGAGUUCCCCACUCCUGAUGCACGGCUCCCUGAGCCCCAGUUGCUUUGCUGUCAGCCUAUUGUAGGUGUGAUAUAGUGAUUAGUAUCUGACUAGGACCUGGGAGAUGAGGGUUCAAACCUCCACUCAGCUGUGAAGCUCACUGGGUGACCUUGGGCCAGUCACUGCCUCUCAGACUAACCUACCUCAUAGGAUUGUUGUGGGGAUUUAAUGAGGGGGAGAGCUAGAUGCACCACCUCGAGCUCUUUGGAGAAAAGGCAAUAAAUGAAGCUCAAGGUUUAACUCCUCCCAUAAUGGGGGGAUAUAAAUGCAGUCUAUCAGGUGAACAGUGUGUUAGCUGAAGGAUUUCUCACUGCACAACAGAACAUUCUCCCCCUUCCCCACCUCCUUGCACACCUCCAUCUGUUCUGGUGAGGAGAGCAGGGAAAAUCGCUUUCCACUGGUGCUAAUUUCUGCACCAGCGCAACUAUUUGCCACCCAGGGCUGCUCUGGUCCUU
This is a messenger RNA of Zootoca vivipara (common lizard), 4594 nucleotides long. It is a transcript of the gene EEF1AKMT4, whose product is annotated as EEF1A lysine methyltransferase 4. The record is from RefSeq and is a predicted model, not a curated record. Gene Ontology annotation, molecular function: S-adenosylmethionine-dependent methyltransferase activity. Lineage: Eukaryota; Metazoa; Chordata; Lepidosauria; Squamata; Lacertidae.